GACAGGGAGCGCAGGACAGGAUGUGGCAGCCAUUUCCGAGCUUGUGGGUUGGGGUUGGCCAUUCUGGCCUCCUCUGUGGUUCCAGAGAAUGGGCAUCCAGAAAGACGGACAAGAGAGCAGAGUGGGACUGGAUAUCAGGUAGCAGGGUAGGAACGGGGAUCCCGAGGGGACUUCCCGCAGGAAAGCCUGGGAAUCUACAUCUGUGGGCUCACCCCAUGCCCCUGCCAGGCUGGAGGGGCCAUGGAGAGGCUGCGCAGCGGCUGGCUCCUCUCUUGGCUGGACUCCACCCCCUCCCGGGUCACAAUGGGGAUCCCCGGGGAGGGGGGGGAGGAGGGGGAGGAAUGACAGUGGGGGCUCGACUCUGGCUGCCAGGCGGUCCUGAGCGCUGCAGGAAGCAACAUGACUUAGGCACCUGCCUUGAGGUCCCAGGCAUCUCCAGGGCUGCUUCUGCAGCUGGCCUGGCCCUCUCCCUAGGUGCACCAACCAUGAUGCCGCAGCCCCAAGUGGAGACAGAUGCCAUCGGGGCCGGCGAGGGGCCGCAGCAGGCAGUGCCCUGGUCGGCCUGGGUCACGCGGCAGGGCUGGGUGCGCUGGUGCAGGUGCCACGUGCCUCGGAGCUGGGCCCAGUGGUGGACCACGUCGGGCUGGUGGCAACCAUUUCAGCGUGUGCUGAGGGGUCUGGAGGGGGUCCUCUACCUGCUGCUGUCGCUGAUGCUGUGCCACGCGCUCUUCACCACCGGCUCCUACCUGCUGAGCUCCUUGUGGCCUGUCGCGGCCGCAGUGUGGAGCCAUCUGCUGCCAGCUGUCCUGCUGUUGGUGCUCAGCGCUCUCCCGGCCCUGCUCUUUACCGCCUCCUUCCUGCUGCUUUUCUCCACGCUGCUGAGCCUCGUGGGCCUUCUCACCUCCAUGUCUCACCCAGACUUCGCUCAGGACUCGGACCAAUAGAAGGGCAACCCCAUCCUGCUGCCUGUGUCUGUUGAACCCUGGCCUAGGGCCUGAGGCCCCGGGGUGGGGGGGGGGGGAGGGCAGUGGCCUCAGCAGGCCCCGGACGACCAGUCCCUAGCGCUGCUCGGGCCAUAGGUGAUGUUGCUAGAGACCAGAGGGUAGACUGGCCUGACCUCCGGGCACCUCCCUCAAGCCCAGGCUGCAGGUACUUGGUGUGGGGCGUCAGGGACUUUGAGAAGAAGGGACAGGGCAGAAGGCUUAGCCAGGAGCGGAGCUGGGCCAAGCCAUCUAGAGCUCCCACCAGGGUGGAGACACCACCAGGGCUCCCUUAGCAACUGGCAGCCUCUUUUUCUUCCAGGUGCUCAGCUGUCUCAGCUGCAGACUCAUUGAGAACUUCUAGCUUGGUAUUCCUCACACUCACCCCCUCUUUCCACUUCCCCAGGCUCUAGAAAGGGCCCACGGACAGAAAGCUGGCCGAGAAAGGGCUGGCCAGAACCCCCAUGAGACCUCAGUGAACUCACUUCCCAGUCCUUUCUGCCCAGGCACUCCCCACUCCCUAGACCUCCUACCUUCUGCCUCAGUGCAUAUCUCUAAGCGGGCCAACUAGGGUAGUGAGGAUCCCAAAGGGUUCCCCGCGCUAAGAUUCCUAAGGUCUGUUAUGGAAAAAUGAACGAGAAGUCCCAUUUCCCCACUUACACAAUGUGUGGCCACGGCCAGUUAAUUCUUUUGAACCUCAGGGGUGAGUGGGUCUCAACCCUGUCACGGGGCUGGUGUGAGUCAAAGGCAAUACCUUGUGUGUGAAGCACUUCGCAAAGACCGGAAAACUGUAAGAUUUUUGCAUUGAACUAUAAGAAGAAUCUGUAGGCUCGAAAGGUCUUCUGACCUCGAAGGUGGUCGAAAGAGCAGGAAGCUUCCCUAGGCCUUCAGAGAGAUGCUCUGUCAUGGGUACCCUUUUGGCCCUCCGAUGGUUAAACGGGGAUGGAUGGGUGUGGACAAGAUGUAAAAGAUCGUGUGACAUGAAAUCUCAAAAUGU
Molecule: messenger RNA, 1977 nt
Organism: Acinonyx jubatus (cheetah)
Lineage: Eukaryota; Metazoa; Chordata; Mammalia; Carnivora; Felidae
Gene: TMEM239
Product: transmembrane protein 239
Exons: 2
Coding region: 21-944 (307 amino acids)
Source: RefSeq, a predicted model, not a curated record